Actinia tenebrosa (Australian red waratah sea anemone) is the source of this 3729-nucleotide messenger RNA. RefSeq names its product ER membrane protein complex subunit 1-like. Gene Ontology annotation, biological process: protein folding in endoplasmic reticulum. The record is from RefSeq and is a predicted model, not a curated record. Gene Ontology annotation, molecular function: protein binding. Gene Ontology annotation, cellular component: EMC complex. Lineage: Eukaryota; Metazoa; Cnidaria; Anthozoa; Actiniaria; Actiniidae.
UUCUCGUGCUUUGCCUUCAAGAUGGCGGAUUCUUUGUCUUUUCUUGUAACAUUUCUUGUACUAUUUGUGCUUUUUUGCGCCAAACCAGGCCUUUCUUUGUAUGAAGAUCAAGUUGGCUUGAUGGACUGGCGUAAAUCCUACCUGGGUAAAGUGAAAUUUUCUCACUUCGACGUCUCUACACAUAGUAGCAAGAGACUUUUUGUCGCCACUGAAUCCAAUGUCUUGGCAGCUUUGAACUCUAGAACCGGUCAAAUAAUAUGGAGGAUUGUUCUGGAAGAAAGUGUAGGUCAAAUAGAUGCCCUUCUUCACCAAGGAAGCUUUCUUGUCAGUAUCUCUGGUAGUGGAAAGUUCGUCAGAUCCUGGGAUACUGGAUCUGGGAGUUUGCUCUGGGAAGCCAUGAUGUAUGCUGGUCCCCUACCYACCCCCUCUAGGGUGGAUUCAGUGGAUGGAUGGGAUGGGAUGGAUGCAGCAUUGGUGGAGUUUAAUGGAGAGAAAAGUAUCAUCAUUCUUUCGGCUAAUAUUGUGAAGUCAUUUUCACUGCAGGACGGAUCAGAAUCGUGGUCUUUUCAACCUUCCUCUUUGUUGAUCAACUUACAUUCCCUUUCUCAUUUUGAGGGUAUAUUACAUGUCAUCGGAACUAAAGAUGAGUCUAAUAUUUUUAUCCAGAAACUAACCAUAGACAAAGGUGAAGCAAAAACAUCUCAUGUGAUUGUGGCACCCUGGGUUAGGGAAAGCCCAUCUUGCAUACAGGUSAAGGGAAACCUCGUUUGCACUGAUUCAUCAACUCUGAACUUCCAUGUUAUUCAAAUUCAUGAGGAGAAAAGUGAAAGUAUAGACAUUCCUCUGGCCAGUUUUACAGGUGAAACCAUAACAGGAUCAAGUCCCAAGCUGCAAUCUUUUGGCAAGCAUACUAAUUCUUGGAAUUUAAGGACUGAAUUUGUGCUUCACAUUUCAGAGAAUCAUCACCUGUUGUUAAAAAUGGAUACAAACAUAUUCUUUAAGUUGCUUAAGGAGUACCAUGACAACUCAAUAUUCUUUGGCUCAACAAUAAAUGACAGGGCAAUACUUGUGUCAUUAACUUUAAAAGAUAAGGUCAUUCAAUUACAAUGCGUAGACCUUGACACAAGCAAAGAACUCAGUGAAUUGGCCCAGAAAGUCAAACUUGAAUCCAUUCAUAAUGGAAAGCCUGAAGGACUAGGUGUUUAUUUAUUYGCCAAAAAAGAUCAAAAUAUUGGAUAUCGAGUGCUCCUGUUGACCAGUGAUCAUGCCAUGUCUCUGAUCCAACAGCCAGGAAGGAUUAUGUGGUCUAGAGAGGAAGCUUUGGCUGAGAUUUCUGCAGUUGAUGCUGUGGAGUUACCUUUUUCUCCUUCUCAAGCUAAUUUUGAUACUCUACAAGAAGAAUUUGGAUCAAACCCAAAUGAUGAUGUGCUAUCAAUGUUCAUCAGAAGAAUCCGUGCUCAAGCCAAGCAAUUUCAAGCUCUUGUAAAGCAGUUCCAAACCUUUGUGAAUGCCCAACAAGGACGUGUCCCAACCCAACAUGUCACCACGACAGAAGAUGAACAGCUGACGAGAGAUCAGUUUAAUCUGCGUAAACUUAUAUUGACUGUCACAGAUUCUGGAAAGAUUUUUGCAUUGGAUUCCUUAGAUGGCAGCAUAUUAUGGCAAUACUUUCUCCAAGAUUUGGCUCCAUUUUCUGAUAAUGGCAAGAAUUUUUUCCUUUUGUACACCCAAAGAACAGUAGCUCACUUUCCACUUCCUGCCCAGUGUGUUGUUCUUGGGAAGUCRCGAUCAAGUGGUGGUACCAUACUGCAUGUUUUUAACCCAGUGAAUGGCAAAUCUCUUGAUAAAAAUGCUCCUCAGGGUACUCUUCUGCCAUUCACAGUUGUACAGGCAAUGCUUUUACCACAGAUAGACAGCAAGCAUGCAAAAAUACUUCUMAUGCUGGACUCAGAAAAGAACGUCCAUAUAUUUCCUGACACUGAAGAAACAAAUCAAAUGAUAUCCAAACAAGCUAGGUCCUUGUUCUUCUUCCUGGUAAACAAACACGAAGGUGACAUUGUUGGUUACAUGCUGCAAGAUUCUGGCUCAAAACCUCAAAGAGCACAGCAGAUGUGGAAUGUUCAUAUUCCUCCAAGCCAACAAAAGAUUACAACUAUAGCAACCAAGAGUCAAGCUGAGCAUGUUCACUCCCAAGGCAAGGUUCUGGGUGAUAGGCGUGUCCUCUACAAGUACCUYAAUCCCAACYUAAUYUCYUUGGGGACAGAAGCUAUGACCGAUGGCAAGCCUAGUAUAUCCAUUUACCUCRUUGAUGUUGUCACAGGUUUAAUAGUACACACCAGUCGUCACAAGAAUGCCCGUGGUCCAAUACACAUGGUUCAUUCUGAGAACUGGGUGGUAUAUUCUUUGUUUAACACCAAGUCAAGACGUCAUGAGCUCRUUGUCAUGGAGCUGUAUGAAGGCUACAAAGAAAGAAAUAGCACUGCAUUCUCGUCAUUGGACCCACCACCCCAACCAAUAGUACUCCAGCAAUCCUACAUCUUUCCAACAACUAUACGCUCCAUGACAGUCACCAUUACAGAACGUGGAAUCACACACAGAAACYUGUUGAUUGGGUUACAAAGUGGUUACAUUGUUAGCCUGGCCAAAACCUUUCUUGAUCCAAGAAGGACGUUCAACCCAACACAAGAGGACAGAGAGGAGGGAUUAUUUCCGUACAUGCCUGAAAUCACUCUGAAUCCAAUGGCAUUYGUAAACUACAAUCAAACAGUGACUCGCAUUCGAGGUAUACAUACAAGUGCUUCUGGGCUGGAGUCCACUUGUCUGGUAUUCACCUAUGGUCUUGAUAUCUACUGGAUUCGUGUCACACCAUCACGCAUGUUUGAUGUCCUAAAGGAAGACUUUGACUACUGGUUGAUAGCUGGUACUUUGCUAAUUUUGGUCUUAGUAACCGUGAUUUCCAAUCGUUUAGCUUCAAUGAAGAUGUUGAAACAGGCUUGGCAGURAAAAUGGAUCCAUGGUUAAGACAUGUUGGGAUUUUUUCCCAAGCAGAAAGAAAAGUGACAGAUUCAAGCAGAUUGUUUGAUUAAAAAAGUCAUUUUCAUCAAUGAAAAACAUUACAUCUUUUAAAAAUUCACCUUGGACUCUUAAAAGACAAAAUUGCCACRUUUUCUCUCAAAUAAAGUACAUUCACAAGUACUUUUUUUAAGCAAAGAUGCUCUGAUCAAACGGUUUUGUCCUAUAAUAUCAGAAAGAAGAAUUCUUACCAAGACUUCUAUCUGUAGCUACUUUAAAUGAGAAAAACAACCAGGUUGUUUUCUUCCAUAAUAAUAAAACCUGUUUCUACUCAGGUAAGAUUUUGUAACACUUGAACAUUACAUGUAGGAAAUAAUCURUUACGCCAGCCAGUCAGCAUAACUGCUGUAUAAUAUAAGAAGCAGGGCUCAACAUAAUGGCUGCCCAAUGACCACACAAAAUAUUAUAUUGAUCAUUGUGUGUCGAUUUUGGCUGAAAAUUGUCAGUUGCCAUUGUAUUAACCCUGAAUAGGUCCCCAUGAUUUAUGUUGUGCUAGUAAAAUUUGGAACAUCUGUUGGCAGGGCAUCUUGAACCCAUUUCACACUGUACAUCCCAAAUCUGAAAUUUUGCUUGCUUCAUUCAAAAUAUAAUUACAGGCAGACAACUAURUGAUAAAACGAAGAACAUGAAUAGCAUGUUCUUAAUCCUUUGCAUCAA